AGAGCUUAAUUUGUUAUUCAUAUUAUUGUUCUUACAUAUAUAGCAAGUGCUCCUUUAUAUAUCUUCCUAACUCCCUGCGUCAUAUGCGGAUCAUUUUUUCGUUAUCAAUGAAGAUGGAUUCUCAUAAAUGGUGACUAUCAUGUUGGUUAUAGAAGAUGAUAUUAGGCCAUCAGCACCGGUGGUUAAUGUCUUGGCAAAGCUCUGCCAUAUCAUUUCUACAUGGGAAAUCAUCCCUAGUCAUGAUAGUAUUGAUGCUGCUUACAAAGAUCCUGAAGUUAGACAAGAGGUCUACGAAAUUGAAGGAGUCAGAUACAAAGAGUAUUUCGUAAUGAAUUCGAGAGGAAUGAAGCCUUUCACGUGUAGAUGGCUGCCUGCGAACCGUGAACCGAAAGCUUUGGUCUUUCUCUACCAUGGUUACGGCAUGGAGUCCAGCAUGCAUCUCAACGAAAGGUCAAUAUAUUUCUCUUUCAUCUUUAAUGGUUACUAUUGAAUGCCAAAACGGAUACAAAAAGAAACGGAAACAGAGCAC
Molecule: messenger RNA, 529 nt
Organism: Rhododendron vialii
Lineage: Eukaryota; Viridiplantae; Streptophyta; Magnoliopsida; Ericales; Ericaceae
Exons: 4
Coding region: 128-490 (120 amino acids)
Cellular component (GO): membrane
Molecular function (GO): lipase activity
Source: RefSeq, a predicted model, not a curated record